Messenger RNA from Equus caballus (horse), 1800 nucleotides. It is a transcript of the gene DKK1, whose product is annotated as dickkopf WNT signaling pathway inhibitor 1. The record is from RefSeq and is marked validated. Gene Ontology annotation, biological process: multicellular organism development; negative regulation of canonical Wnt signaling pathway. Gene Ontology annotation, molecular function: co-receptor binding; receptor antagonist activity. Gene Ontology annotation, cellular component: extracellular region. NCBI's taxonomy places the organism in Eukaryota, Metazoa, Chordata, Mammalia, Perissodactyla, Equidae.
AUAAAGGCAGCCGCGGUGGCGGUGGCGGCGCAGAGCUCUCUGUGCGCCCAGGAGUUAGAACCCUGGGACCUCUGGAGGCUGUCAGAGCCCUGACUCGGCAGCGCGGCUUCGUGGGGACCAGGCUUGCAAAGUGACACUCCUCCUUUCUCUUUCUUUCUCUCUCUUGAGUCCUUCUGAUAUGACGGCUCUGGGCGCAGUGGGCGCUGCCCGGGUCUUGGUCGCCCUGGUAGCUGCGGCUCUUUGCAGCCACCCUCUGCUCAGAGUGAGCGCCACCUUGAACUCGGUUCUCGUCAAUUCCAACGCCAUCAAGAACCUGCCCACCGCUGGGCGGCGCUGCCGGACACCCAGGCUCCGCAGUCAGCGCUGCUCCGGGAAUUCUGUACGAGGGCGGGAACAACCGUACCCGUGCGCCGAGGACGAGGAGUGCAGCACCGAUGAGUACUGUGCGAGUCCCACCCGCGGAGCGGGCGCCGGCGCGCAAGUCUGCCUCGCCUGCAGGAAGCGCCGAAAACGCUGCAUGCGCCACGCUAUGUGCUGCCCUGGGAAUUUCUGCAAAAAUGGAAUAUGUAUGCCUUCUGAUCACAAUCAUUUCCACCGAGGGGAAAUCGAGGAAACCAUUAUUGAAAGCUUUGGUAAUGAUCACAGUACCUUGGAUGGGUACUCCAGAAGAACUACCCUGUCUUCAAAAAUGUAUCAUACCAAAGGACAAGAAGGUUCUGUCUGUCUGCGAUCAUCAGACUGUGCCACAGGAUUGUGUUGUGCCAGACACUUCUGGUCCAAGAUCUGUAAACCCGUCCUCAAAGAAGGUCAAGUGUGCACCAAGCACAGGAGAAAAGGCUCCCAUGGGCUGGAGAUAUUCCAGCGUUGUUACUGCGGAGAAGGUCUGUCUUGCCGGAUACAGAAAGAUCACCAUCAAGCCAGUAAUUCUUCUAGGCUUCACACCUGUCAGAGACACUAAGCCAGCUGUCCGAACACGGUGGACUCCUUUUCUAUAAUAUAUGCUAUGAAAACCUUUUGUGACUGUCAAUUCAGUCCUUAAGGAUGUACAAAUUCUGUGGUUACAGUUAAGCAUUCCAAUAAUACCUUCCAAAAUUCUGGAGUGUAAGAGCUUUGUUUCUUUAUGGAACUCCCCUGUCACUGAUUGCAGUAAAUUACUGUGUUGUAAAUUCUCGGUGUGGCACUUACCUGUAAAUGCAAUAAAACUUUUAAUUAUUUUUCUACAGGUGCUGCAUUGUCUAUCGUUCCUCUUGUUAUGUAAAUUUUUGUAUACAUUGAUUGUUAUCUUGACUCUGAAAAAUAUUCUAUAUUGAAUGGAAAUAAAUAAUUUCAGCUUAUACUUCUUAAAUGCAUAACUCUUUCCCCUUUUAAUUCUAGAAUCUAGAAUGUAAGGAGCUUUUGGAAUGACAAAUGAUAGGUAACUAAAAUUUGUCAUGAAAAUAUUAGCUUAUUUUCUGAAAUGUACUAUCUCAGUGCUUAGACUAUAUUUAUCUCCAGGCUGUGAUAGCCCUUGAAAUAAAAUUUAACAUUCAAUACCAUAAAAUGUUACAAGUAUAGAUAAAUUUUGGCAUUGUGAUCUGAGAGGCCCCUGUGUGUGUCUGUGUGUGUAUGGUCCACAGGACAGAAAUGUGACGUGUUUAAAGAUGAUCAGAGAAAGAUGUCGUCUAAAUGUAAGACAAUAUUCAUCAAUUAUAAUUUUAAAGAAAAACGUUCUCCGUUCACAAACUCAAAUGAUCAUGGUAUAUGAGAUUGAAUCUUACAUUACUACUUUCAAAAGUAGUUUCCAGUAAAUUAAUAGUAUCU